Messenger RNA from Guyanagaster necrorhizus, 1082 nucleotides. Its product is annotated as SH3-domain-containing protein. Bases 358 to 1068 code for a protein of 236 amino acids. The transcript is spliced from 4 exons. Lineage: Eukaryota; Fungi; Basidiomycota; Agaricomycetes; Agaricales; Physalacriaceae. The record is from RefSeq and is a predicted model, not a curated record. Gene Ontology annotation, molecular function: protein binding.
GUAGCGAGUGAUUGAAUGAUCUCGACAGCUAUUUUACAGUAUGGACGUUCGUACAUGCUACGGAUGGUCAGUAUUGGGUUCCGUAUUGGACGGUAGAGAAUGUCGCGUAUAUGGACUUGCGACGCUGUAUUUUUUCUCUACCCCAAUUCAUUGCACUGUUCUAUGCUUUCUUUUGGUGUGAAUGAACAACACCCUUUUUUCUAGGAGAGCUAGGUUGUAGUUCGAGAUUUCAUAUUUUUUAAAGGUUUAAGUUCCCUCGGCAUUCAAUUAGAUUGUAUGAUUUACAGCUAGAGUUAGCCGGUGGGAAAUAAUAAAACGUUCACUGCCCUUCCCUGCUCUUUCACCACGACGACGACGAUGGAGACGACGCUCCUCAUUCACAUCGUCUCGCAGACGGCCUCCAACGUUGAUUUCCUCGUCGCCAACGGGUACGUCACUCAAGGAGAGGCUGCCGGUCUGCAGAGAAAACUAUCCUCUCUCCAAUCAACGACGGCCUCGACACCGGCGCCUGUUCGUUCGACCCCCUUUAGGUUGCCCUCCCUGCCCCCACCAGCACCAGCACCAGCACCAGCGGUCGUGCAAGCCAAAGCUUUGUGGGCAUACAACCUCGACGCCUCUGACCGCGACGACCUCUCAUUCGCAGCUGGGGACAUCAUCACCAUCGUCGAAGAGACCAACGCCGACUGGUGGCUCGGGGAGUAUGGCGGCCGUAGGGCUCUCUUCCCAGCUAACUACGUCGAGAAGAUCGCACCAGCACCUACGCCUGCGCCUGCUCCCCGGACCCUACCUCCUGCGUUCACCCCACCGACCGGUGUUCGAUCGGUACCUCCGGCUCCCACAGAGAAGAAAGAGUACAAGCCGUUCAUGGCUGCUCAUUCAAGCGCCAACGCGCCCCCGCCUCCUGGGGCAGGUACGAACUCCGUUGGUCUUCAGCAGGACGUGGGUCAGGAUGGAAAGAAGAGCAAGUUUGGCAAGUACGGUAAUACGAUGGCCCACUCUGCAGCUGGAGGUGUAGGAUUCGGUGCUGGGGCUGCUAUUGGCGGUGGCCUGGUUAGAGCAAUAUUCUAAUUGCAUCGUAUUAU